This is a messenger RNA of Trichoderma gamsii, 1119 nucleotides long. RefSeq lists its product as hypothetical. Bases 1 to 1119 code for a protein of 372 amino acids. The record is from RefSeq and is a predicted model, not a curated record. The transcript has a single exon. NCBI's taxonomy places the organism in Eukaryota, Fungi, Ascomycota, Sordariomycetes, Hypocreales, Hypocreaceae.
AUGGGAGGCCCCAUUACCGACUUGGGCCUGACGUGCCCCGAAUCCGGCAAGUUUUACAUUUGCGAGGACAAGCCAAAUCGCUUCGUGGGAUGCUGCACCAUCGAUCCAUGCUCGACAAAGGACGGCCUUUGCCCUGAUAAUGCCGUCCGGCCUGCUUCGUUCGAUCCCGGUGUUUACGACCAGAUUCUGGCGCAGCAAUGCGUGGACCCGGGAUUCCUCUGGUACACUUGUCGCGAUUCUUCGCCGCCGUUUAUGGGAUGUUGCUCCCAGAUGGGAUGUGAGGACAGCGGCUGUCCGGUAGACAAAGUCGGAGUGGCGACUCUGAGCAGCAAUGCGAAACAAGCAGCUCCUUUCUUGUCGUCGGACGGCUCGUCAUCGACAACAAGCUCUUCCACAACAAGCUCUUCCACAACAAGCUCUUCCACAACAAGCUCUUCCACAACAUCGUCAACCUCUUCGACAGUCACAUCAACCGCCAGCAGCGCCGUAUCAACGACACUAAGCACAGCUACGACCACAAACACGAGUCAAAGUGCCGCGCCACAGCAGAGCACUCAAACUCCGACAGAUCCACCCUCGGUGCAUAAAGGAUUGGACAAAGGGGCCAUCGGAGGCAUUGCAGUAGGAGCCGUAGCGGGAGUCUGCAUGCUGGCUCUAGUUGCCUUUUGGGCUCUUAGGCGACGGAACAACAACAAGAAGCCUCCGUAUGCCUUUGCGGUUGGCCGCAGCGGUAAAGACUCGCUGGCCGAGCAUCGAGAUCGUACAGCGCCGUCGCUGCUAGGAGGCCGAGGCAAUGCUGCUGCUGUGGAACAGAUGGCGGAGCUGCCACCAUCGCCGCGUCUCAAGUCUCCAGCCAUCUCGGAGCUGCCUGCUACGCCGUCGCAGCUGAGCAUCAGCUCUGGUACGACACCAGCCCCUCGACAUAUCGCGUCCUUGAUGCGCUCCCAAGGUUUCCAAGGUUCCCAAGGCCCAGCCGGCAGAGAGAGCUCAAUUUCCGGCUUUUCCGCCCCGACACAGCCAGCGUCGCAUAUGAAGCAGGAGCAAUCACCUCUGAUUCACCAGACGCUGUUUGAGCUCGAGGACUCGUCGAGCCGCGCUCUCAUGGGGAGACGGCAGUGA